Molecule: messenger RNA, 339 nt
Organism: Trypanosoma theileri
Lineage: Eukaryota; Euglenozoa; Kinetoplastea; Trypanosomatida; Trypanosomatidae
Exons: 1
Coding region: 1-339 (112 amino acids)
Source: RefSeq, a predicted model, not a curated record
AUGUCCCGCAUCCUCGCCCCCGGAAGGCCCUCAACCGUUCUAUUGCCCGUGCUUUUGCGCAAAGCCAUCGUCCCAUUUGAACCCGUUGCGCCGCCACCCCUUCACUACGAACAAGGCGCGUCCAUUGCAGAAAAUCGCCCCAUGCCUCGCCAUAAUCUGGGGAAGGGUUCGCCGGCAUGGGAAAAACUUUUCCCGGCAUGCGGUCGCCAAUUGGUUGGGCGAUACCCCCCUCAAAUAAUCCAUUAUUCCUUCAAAAGUGCGAUUCACUCCUCUGGCCUGACGCCGCCGUUCCUUGCUGGCAGCCGGGGCCCCUGUGUUCCCCUGAAAUCCCAAUUUUAG